AUGGCACGAAUAUCGCUGUUUCUCCUCCUACUGGGGGCCCUCAUCUCGCUAGCAGCAGCAUCCGCGCCCACCUUUUGCAAAUGCACCUGUUUUAAGAACAGCACCAUCAUCCCUCUAGGUCCCAAAGACGAGACAUCCUCCUCCCAGCUCCGCCGUACCAUCCUCGACAUCCCAAGCACCCAGCUAGAGCCGCGAUCCAAGUCCAAAUCAUGCUCCGAAUGCACCAAGGCCUUUUGUCUCAAGCAGGGCAUCGACUUCUGCAAGGACGCAACCGAGGAGGAUGUCUCGACGAUGUGCUUCCAGCGUGACAGCAACAAGGACAAGAUCAUUGUCUGGGCGUUCAUUGUUGGGACUGUCGGGUUGUUGGGCUGGGCUGCUUUCAAGAAGGUUGUGGCGUGGCGCCAGGGGCCUGUGUUUGGGAGGCAGAACAGCAAUUAUGCUCCAAUGCCUGGGAACUUCCGAUGA
Molecule: messenger RNA, 465 nt
Organism: Fusarium sp. VM40
Lineage: Eukaryota; Fungi; Ascomycota; Sordariomycetes; Hypocreales; Nectriaceae
Source: the annotation of a GenBank genome assembly